AUGCCUACUGAAAAAACAGUAGUUCUUGUUGAUGGCGAAGCUCGACCGCGUUUGAUUCCAUCGACACGUUUUACGUUGGCACUACUUGUGUUUUUUGCAUUUAUUGUUCAAUAUUCUCAACGGGUGAAUCUACCAAUAGGUAUUGUUUGUAUGAUUGAUCGUCCGGAAAAAAUUAAUAGCAAUUUAACAUUGAAUGCAAAAACAGAACUCAUAAAUGUUAAACUCGCAGCAAGUGCACAGUCGGCUAUAAUAAAACGAGGUUUUUUGCAAGAGAAAAAAUUUCUUUGGUCCGAAUUACAACAGCAACUUCUUCUAGGUGGAUAUUGGGCUGGUUAUAUUUUCACGCAAAUACCAGGUGGAUGGCUGGCAACCAUUCUUGGUGUAAAAUGGGUUUUUGCAGGUUCUCUCGGAGUUAGUUCAUUGGCUACAUUAGCUUUAACAGUUAUGUAUGUGAUGGAAAAUACACAUUUUAUUACGCUAUUCGUUCUUCGAGUCAUUAUCGGUCUCGCCCAUGGUGUACUUUUUCCAGCAACAGUUGCUCUUUGGUCCUUGUGGGCUGUGCCACAAGAACGAAGUACGCUUGCAUCCGUUGGAUUUGGUGGUACACAUCUUGGCACAUCUUUCACAAUGCUUAUUGGUGGAUUACUAUGUCGUUAUUUAGAUGCAGGAUGGAUGUAUCUAUUUAUUGGAUCGAGUCUUAUUGGUUUUAUAUGGCUUGUAUUAUGGAUUCUAUUCACAGCAAGUUCACCACAACUUCAUAAAACAAUUAGUAAUCACGAACGAGAUUACAUAGUUGGUUUAACAGGUAGCACUGGAAAGAAACGUACAAUGUCAUUAGCAUCUAUACCAUGGAAACGAAUUGUAAAAUCAAAGCCAGUGGUUGCCUUAAUUCUAACACAUAUUGCAAAUUUGUUCGGCUUAUUUUUCUUUUUAACAAAUCUCGGUAAAAUUUCAACUCAACUUUUACAAUUCUCAGCACAACACACUGGCUACAUAUUAUGUUUCGGAUUCUUUUUGACAUAUUUAAGUAGUUUAUUCGCAGGUCUUGUAACGGAUCAUUUUGUUCAAACGAAUAAAAUAACAUUAACGAAUGCACGAAGAUUCUUUAAUUCUCUUGCAUCAUUUAUACCUGUUUUAUGCAUGGCAUCAUUUUAUUUUUGUGAUGAAACACAAAAAACACUAGGUGUUAUUACAAUUCUCGUAUUUCUUGCUAGUUCUGGCCUUCCUUAUGGUAGCGGUUAUGUAGUCAAUUUUGCGGAUGUUGUUCCAGCAUUUUCAGGUGUUAUAUUUGGUCUUGCAAAUACGUUUGCAUCGUUGGCUGGUUUAACUGGAAAUAUUGUUGCAGGAAUAAUUGUUAAGCAACCAGUUUUAGCACAAUGGAGAAAAUUAUAUAUUAUGUUUAGCGUUGUUUAUUUAUUUGGUGGUAUUGUUUAUCUUAUAUACGGUUCGGGUGUAGCAAGAAAAUGGGCAACAUUUCAAGCUGUCGACAACGAUGAUAACCAAAAAAAGAAAUUAUACGAUGAAGAAGCAGUUCCUAUGAACGAAAAAAUAUGA
Rotaria socialis is the source of this 1554-nucleotide messenger RNA. The record is from the annotation of a GenBank genome assembly. Lineage: Eukaryota; Metazoa; Rotifera; Eurotatoria; Philodinida; Philodinidae.